UUGGCGCUUUGUGACCCCACCUACCCAGCUGACUGACAGAACCAGCACGGUGGCUGUCAUUCACACAGGAGGGCAGUAAUACGCCUUUGCUGCGUCAAGACUGCCGUACCGAAAAAGAAGAAGAAGAAGAAGAAGAAGAAGAAGAAGAAGGAACACCCAUUGUACUUUCGUCGUUAUGAGAUUUGCAGACUAGUGUUACACACUGUUGUCAAUAUGGAGUCACAGGUGAUGACCAACCCUCAGGAGAUUACCAGGCUCUACAAGGAACUCAGUCUCUUCCCUUCUCUGAGUAGAGCAGAUGUAGGACCUGUCAUUACUUCUCAGUAUGGAGGCAAAUACAGCAACAUUUACACAGAAUGGAGCCAGUGUGAUCUGGAAAGGAAUGAGAAUGUCAAGUUUUGUAGGCAGUACAUUGUAUUCCAUGAUGAUAAGUCAGUGGUCUACUCUGGGGCCUCAGGAAACUGCACUGAGAUCAAAGGAGAGGUGCUUAGUAAGGAUUCCCCUUCGGGUGAAAUGAAGGCUGUUGUCAGAGUUUGCACAAUCAAAGGAGAGGACAAACAGUUCCUGGAGAUCUGGAGUAAAAACAUCAAGAUGAAGAGCAUCAAUCUAACAGCUUUAAAUAAGCAUGGAAAAGUCUAUGAUGAUGAUCAGUUUGGCUGCUUGGUUUGGUCCCACUCUGAAACCCACCUCUUGUAUGUGGCAGAGAGAAAGAGACCCAAGACAGAGUCCUUCUUUCAGACUCAGUCACAAGAGUUGUCUUCUAUUGGGGAUGAAGACGAGACCAUAAGAGUGGAGAAAAAGGAGGCUGUGAAAGGGGAGCAGUUUGUCUUCUACGAGGACUGGGGAGAGGCACUAGUUGGUAAGAGCUGUCCAGUGCUAUGUGUUUUGGAUGUAGAGGGCGACAACGUCUCUGUGUUGGAAGGAGUGCCUGAAGAUAUCUCACCUGGACAGGCAUUUUGGGCUCCAGGUGACACAGGUGUGGUGUUUGUAGGCUGGUGGCAUGAGCCUUUCAGGCUUGGCCUUAAGUACUGCCCCAACAGGAGGUCAUCUUUGUUCUAUGUGGAUCUUACUGGUGGAGAAUGUGAGCAGUUGUCAUCAGGCACCAGUGCAGUGUGCUCCCCCAGGCUGAGCCCAGACCAGUGUCGAAUUGUCUAUCUGGAAUGUUCUGUCUAUGGACCACACCAGCACUGCAGCAAGCUCUGUAUGUAUGACUGGUACACUAAGAAGACCUCAGUGGUGGUGGAUGUGGUGAAGCGACCUGGAGAAGAUGGCUUUACUGGUAUCUACAGCUAUCAGUUGUCCCCUCAAUGCUGGUCAGCUGAUAGUCAGCGUAUAAUCAUUGCUUGCCCUCAGCGCAGCCGUAAGGAUCUGUUGAUGGUGGAUAUAAGCACAGGGUGUGUCAGCUCUCUGACUUCAAAGUCUAAUGUUGGUAACUGGUGUCUGCUAAACAUAAAGAGAGAUCUGAUGGUGGUCAGCUGCUCUUCUCCAAACUGCCCUCCAAGUUUGAGGGUGGGUUUCCUUCCGGCCAGGGAUUCUGAGGAGGAAGUGGUAUGGGUUACUUUGGAGGACUGUCAGACAUUGCCAGAUAUCGAUUGGAAGAUCUUGACUUUCACCCCUCCCCCAGAGCAAGACAACAGUCAAUACCCUGGCCUUGAUUUUGAAGCUUUGUUGAUCAAACCAAAGGAGGUGAAGGCUGGAGUGAAGCUGCCUCUUAUUGUUGCUCCUCAUGGGGGUCCUCAUUCGGUGAUUGUAGCUGAGUGGCUUCUGCCUUCCUCUGUUCUGUGCAAGAUGGGCUUUGCUCUAUUACUGGUGAACUAUCGUGGCUCUCUUGGGUACGGCCAGGACAGUAUCCUCUCAUUACCUGGGAAUGUUGGCAACCAGGAUGUCAAAGAUGUUCAAUUUGCUGUUGAAAGUAUUCUGAAAGAUGAUGAGUUCGACAUGCAGAAGGUGGCAGUGUCCGGGGGCUCUCAUGGUGGUUUUCUGGCCUGUCAUCUGAUUGGACAGUACCCAGGCUUCUACAAGGCCUGUGUGGCUCGCAACCCUGUCAUCAAUUUGGCCUCCAUGAUUGGCAGCACAGACAUCCCAGACUGGUGCAUAGUUGAGGCUGGCUAUGAUUACAGCACAGAUUGUCUGCCUGACCCUGUGGUCUGGGAAAAGAUGUUGAACAAGUCUCCCAUUAAACACGUCCCAAAGGUACAGACACCAGUGCUGCUUACCUUAGGCGAAGAUGACAAGCGUGUACCUAACAAGCAAGGAAUUGAAUAUUACAAAGCUCUGAAAGUAAAGCAGGUCCCAGUCCGGUUGCUGUGGUACCCAGGGAACAACCACUCUCUCUCCAGUGUGGAUGCUGAGUCUGAUGGCUUUAUGAACAUCGCUCUGUGGAUAAUUCAACACUUAAGUCUGUGAUGGCAAAUAAAUACAUAGUAGUGUGUUAAUGCUGCUCUUUCUGCCAGGAAAGAUGGCAAGAUGCUGCUUCUGUUCUGAAGGCAAUGUGAGGUCCAGUCCAAAGCCAAAGCAGUGAAUGUUCUUUCCAGCCAGAACACAACUUUGUGUACCUGUUCUUUACUUGGAAUCUAUCUGUGGUUAGGGUCUUUGCGCAAUAAUUUCUAAGUGAAUGGGGAUAUUCUAAGUGAAUAUGAAUAAUACUAUUUUUAACACAGCACUUGAAUACAGGCAGUUUUGAUUCUGCCUUUCUAUGGACUGUAUACUGUUCAUUUUUGCAAUCUCUAAUAAAGGGCUUUUUCAGUACAUAAGUUGUGAUUGAGGUUAUAUAAACAAAUGAAAAUAAUUUAAUAAUUAGUCUUCUCUCUGCUCACUAUU
Monopterus albus (swamp eel) is the source of this 2820-nucleotide messenger RNA. RefSeq names its product acylamino-acid-releasing enzyme-like. The transcript has 24 exons. Bases 214 to 2406 code for a protein of 730 amino acids. Gene Ontology annotation, biological process: proteolysis. The record is from RefSeq and is a predicted model, not a curated record. Gene Ontology annotation, molecular function: serine-type endopeptidase activity. Lineage: Eukaryota; Metazoa; Chordata; Actinopteri; Synbranchiformes; Synbranchidae.